This is a messenger RNA of Homarus americanus (American lobster), 6470 nucleotides long. Its product is annotated as apolipophorins-like. NCBI's taxonomy places the organism in Eukaryota, Metazoa, Arthropoda, Malacostraca, Decapoda, Nephropidae. Bases 134 to 1573 code for a protein of 479 amino acids. The record is from RefSeq and is a predicted model, not a curated record. The transcript has 10 exons.
UGGUGCAGCCAGUCUAGAAUCUGUGGUUGUUCAUGGUCAUCGCACAGAUGUCACUUUGCAUGUGGACGGCACAGUUGAAACAACUCAGGCAGAGGCAAAGGUUAUUAGUGAAGAGGGAUAUUCUGCCUUGAAGAUGCCAAACUUACUGGUGACUUGCAGCAAAAUAAACCGAGGAUGUUCUAUCACUGUUACUGGCAAAUACUUCAACAGGGUGGCUGGACUUUUAGGUAACUUCAACCAUGAACCAUCAGAUGACGCGCGCAGUCCUGAUGGAGAGGAUGCUUAUGACCCUGCAGACUUGGCCAGAAUGUGGGCUGUUUCCUCAUAUCCUUGCUACCAGGCAAACCAAGCAAGACAGUUGGAGAGUAUAAGUGAUGCUGAAGAUGUGAGCGAGUGUUCACAGUUGUUCCUCCAUAGUACCAGUCCCCUCAGUGAGUGUUUACGCAUAGUAGAUCCGAGACCUUACUUCACACACUGUAUUAAUGGCCAGAGUCAUCCAGCAUUUACUGAUGAAGAUCUAAAUUCUCCCUGUAUUGCCGUAUCUUCCUAUCGCACCCAGUGUUGGUCUCGAGGAAUUCAAUUGCCAGAACUGGAGAUGUGUAAACCUAAGGCCAGUGGAAGUUGUGAUAUCUCUGGAGAGAAAGUGCCCAGUGGAUGGAGACAUACAUACCAGGGUAAAACUAAAGGCUCAGCUGAUGUUGCUCUCAUAUUUGAGUUGUCCAUCUGUACAACAAACAAGGAUAUGCAAGAUCUUUUUAAAUCUAUUGUUAACCAGCUAAAGAAGAGUCAGAUACGUGAUGUCCGUUAUGCUGUGGUGACAGGAACGGCAGAGACAACAUCUUCGACAGGUUUUAUUAGCAAAAGUGAGGCAGAGGUACAUCUUAAUACUUAUGCUAGUGAUGACUCCACCUCGACCACCAAUGCUACAUCUGUUGUCUCCACAGCCCAAAACCUUGAAUGGCGCCCAGGAGUUUCUCGUACAAUAGUUCACCUAACUUGUCAAGCAUGUGCUGAAGGCGAGGCCAUAACUCAAGCUUUGCAAGCUAAUGAUGUAACAUAUCACCUUAUUACCAAAUUAAACAUCAUCAUGGCAGGACCUAGGGCAAGGAGCCAAGCAAUGGCUCGCAAGGUUUAUGGCUUUGAUGAAAAGUUUGUUUUUGGCGCAGGAGACUAUACGAAAUUCAAAGGUAGCGAGAACUUGCGGGCAGCCCUGCAGGAGCCUGAGAGUGCGUGUGUGGCGGCUGCUCAAGCAUCAGGAGGAUCAGCUUUUAACAUUGAUAAGUGGAACCCUCGCAGAACAGUGCAAGAAAAGAAAUUUUUGGGGGUGUUAGGGCAGCGUGUGGCACUAACAAGCACUGCUCCAGAGUGUCAGGAGUGCCAGUGUGUUGAUGAAGAGUUAAAAACAGUUGUUACAUGUCAAAAAUGCUCUGGAAGCCCAAUGUUCUCUCAGUUUUCACAGAGAGUGCAGGGACCAGUGAUACAGAAGAACAUCAUCACAGAAGAUAUCAAGAGAAGCUUCAAGGAUGAAUUAAUAGACAAAAAUACUGCUUUUAUAUUGCUUGGGAUAAAAUGACAAAAGUAAGUUACUGAAUGUUCUUAGUUAUAUCAUUUGCAUUUUAGAAGAUUAAAUAUUUUAAUUAGGAUAUUAGUGUAUUACAUUUAGGUGAUUUUUGUACUUCCUAUAUGCAGAAACUUGCAAAGAAUUUUUUUUGCUUGUCUUCUGCCUUCACAACAUUGACUCAAGAGCCACUUUAGUCCUAACUUGGAGUGAAAGUUGUGAGUCAGUAAACAGAUUGGAAUGUUUUUACAUUGAUUACUUGUAUUGUAGUGAUUCAGAAAUUAGUGAGCAUGUAAUGUUGAUACAGGUAUUUAUGCACUACAAAGUGUAUGUAUAGCAUAUAUAUCCAUGUAUUUUAUAACAUGUAUGCAUACAUUAUGUGUAUAAUUUUCAGAUAUGGUCCUAUGCUAUUUAUACAAAUGGUAUCCAUAUGUGUAUCUAUAGAGAGUCCACAAAUUUCUUUAUGUUCUUUAAAAGUGCAACUUAAAGUGAAUCAGUUUUUUUGCAAAAAAAUUAUGUACAGUACGUUACAAAGGUUAGGUUCUUUGCAAGAAAAUUUGGUUCUGUGCGGUUGAACAUGUGAAAUCAAGUUGUGUACCAGUUGUAGCCUCUCAGUACGGUUGUGACACUAAUCUGCCCAUCAUGAAGGUAAACCCACCUACUUGUGAGUGCCCAAGUGCUGCUGUUUUAAAUAUGGUACACACAUAAAUAAAUUACUUUAGCUUUCCUCAACAUUAAUUGUUAUCAUAAUGUACUUUGAAUAAUAACCAUUGCAGUAGUAAGUAUGGGCUAAUAAUGAUAAUAUACUCCUGUAAGUGACCUGACCUUAUAAGUGACAGAAAAAGAGUGUUUGUUAAAAACUGAUUCUUUUAAGUGAUGCUAAGAGAUACUUUGAUGAGAACUGAUCGUUGUAAGUGAUGAUAUGUGUUUGUUUUUUCUGGAACUAAAUAUUGUAAGUGUUGGCCAGUGAUUGUUUGGUAAGGACUAACUACUGUGAGGAGGGAAUGAUAUACUGUGCAUGGGUAUAGCUUCUGUUACAGAGAGGAAUUAACAGUGGACAUGACUCCCCCCCCCCCCCAACCACCACCACCACACCUACAUAACAAACUCCAGGAUCAUCACCUUAUUACAGGUAUCCCUUGCUAGAAUGAUUGAUAUCUGAAAAUUCACUUAUCCAAAUAUUCUUUUUCAACACCUCUUUUUCGCUAUCCAAAGGUGAUAUUCGCUUAUCCAAAUGUUGGUCCAGCUGAAAAUUCAAUCAUGCUCCAGACAUGGCCGGGAAUCAGCUAGGGUGACCAUUUUGGUUCCUAGAUGGAUAGGAAUGCACUUUUGCUCAAGGUGCAUAACAUCACCCUUCCUACCUCCUGCACCCUCUCAUACUUCUUUCACUUUGUAUUCAGUGCAAGUGAAGUGCUCUUUCAUUAUUUGUUUGUAUUUGUGCUAUCCUUUUGUGAAUCUAUUUUGAAUGGCAUCCAAGCAUGGCGGUGAUCCCUCUGCUACCCCCACCAUCACAAGAGACCUCAUAAAGCUGUGGUAAUUGAAACCAAACUUGAGAUAAUCAAACAUGGAGAGAAACCCAACAUAAAGUAAAUUACUAUACCAAUUGUAUAGAUAUUUUAUAAUGUCACAGGGAGAGUGCGGCUGGUCGCAGUUACAGCUCACAUAUACACACUCAUGCUCUUCAUUUUUCUUAUUUUAUAGUUUUUUCUAAACCACAUUAGAGUACAUUAUUGAAAUGAUGCACACUUGGAGCACAGAAUCCCCAGUUUUCCCGAGUUCAACCUCCCGAAUUUUUCCAGUGAGUUGAACAUUGCUAAACAGAAUAUUGACCAUCACUAAACAAGAAAGGGUGUUAAAAAUAUUAUAUCGCUAAACUGAAAUAUCGCAAAGUGAAUGAUCAUUAAACGAGGUAUACCUGUACUGUAAUUUAAUAACCAACUAUACAGUACAAGAAAACCCCAAUUUUAUACUUGAAAAAAAUUUAAUUGGUUCACCAACAAAAAUAAAUAAAUAACUAACUACAGGUGUACCCCAAUAGCCGAUGCAUAUACAGACCAGGAAGUCUUUGGUUAGUAAAUCAAAAUGGUUAUCCAAGUAAUUAAUCCCAUAGGAACAUAACAAAUUCAGGGGGUUAGGGACUGGCCUUCCCCAAAAACUCCCAUCUACCCUUGAUAUAUCUCUGUACUGCACACUGUCAAGAAAGAAAAUAAAGCAGACAUAUAAAGAAAGCAUAAUAAGCCUUAAAUAAGCAAUGUAAAGCAUAAAUAUAGACUGUUAUUUACCUGUGUUGUGGAUGGUAGAGAUGGUCUAGGGUGGCAAGUUCAAGUCUCUACCACUCUUUGUUGGUCCAUCAACACUCUUAUUAUGCCUUGUUACAUCACAUCAAACUGAGCACAAGAGGAGCAUCACAAGAAGAACUAUCACUGGGGCAUUUAGGCAUGAUUGCAUAACACGCUAAGUUGGAAAUAGUGAAAAAAACGAAGUCAGAGACACAUAGUGUAAACACUAGCAGUGAUAAGUGGGUAUGAGUAUGGGCAGUGCACAGAGCCUUAUUGUGGCAAGAAUUCACACCACGCCACAGCCCGCCAAAUUCAAAACAGUUCUGCCACUCUUCUCCCGAUCAUCGGUGGUUAACGGGACAUCGGUUUUUGGAGUACACCUGUAAAUUAGUACCUAACUCAAUAAAAAAAAAAUGUAAAUGUAAAUUUGGUACAUUACCUUAAGGGCCCAUAUUCAUAUAAACAUGAAUAGUUUUUAUAUAUGUAAUAAGAAAGAGGCGUAAGAAUAGAACUUUUGCACUGUACAGUAUAAGUGAAUUUUCAUAGUUCGAACAUUCGUACAGCUAGGGAUACCAGUACUGUUAGUCGGAGCAAUUAGUGUAGAGCAGUUCCUGGUUUGAGAGGUUUUCGUGUACAGUAGUGGGAUGAGAUCUCGUAUCCCCUGAAAAUAUUGCACAUCUACAAAAUUUUUCCAAGCACUGGUGAAUGUUUCCCUGUCUAAACUAUGCAUCUGGCAUGAAACACCAUUGCUGAAUAGGCUUAACUGCAGUUUGACAGAAACAGAGCUGUACAGUAUUAAUGCAAACUACUAUACAUGUACAGUAUAUUGUAAAUAAAAAAAAAUUAUGACUGUAUAGUACACUAUAGUAUACUGUACUGACCAGCUGGUGCUGUCAUCAUGAGCUUGUGAUGCAAGCAGGUCAAAUGGUGGCAGGUGGGCACCACAGGGUUUUUUCUGUAACUUUUGGCAUUGUACACAUGCUGGUUAAUAUACACACUCCUAGACACUAGGCUACAGUAGGCAUACACUGUCCACUCUGCUAUGUACAGAUAUACAGUACUCUCACCCUUACUGAAUAUUACAUACCUGUACAGUUAUCACUUUUUAAGUCUUAAUACUGCUUUAACUGUACUGUACAGUAUUCUUAGCUGAUUGUGUCCUAGUACAGUAAUGUUCAGUACUGUACAACACAGAUUGUAUGGGUAAAGAGCAGAGAGCAAGCAAACAAGCUUGUAAAAUGGCAGUAGAAAAUGAACCAAGCACUAAGGGUUUGAGGAGAUAGGCUGGGAGAUGCAUCUGCCAAUCACAGGCAUCCCCUGUAGUCACAUGACUUUACUAGCCACUUGCAGCGCACAAGCCUACGGCCUAAGUUCCCCAUGCAGCUAGCCCACCCUUGCGCCCAGCAUGUGUCCACGUCAGUGCAUGAUGUAAUCUCUCGGAAAUUCAUUUGAAUGCCCGAAGCAGAGAGAUCUUUCAUGAAAUUUCUAAAAAAAAAAAAAUCCCCUUCUGAAUAAUGGAAAGUUCAGAAGAUUGAAGAUUUCAGCUAACGGGGAUAUUACUGUAUUAGAAAUUGGAUACAGACUUGAUAGUUCAUGGGAGUGUUGUAACUUUGUUAAGAAUUAUAAAAUUUUAUAUGUUCUCAAAAUAUUUCAAACUACCGUACUGUACAUCUCUUUUUAAACAAGAUACCUGUACUCUAAAAGUUAGGGAGUAGAAAAUACCAAUACAUCUGGAAUACCAUGUACAGUAAGUAUGAAAGGAGCUUUUCAGGCUUGGUUUAUAAUGUACUUGUACAAACUUUGAGACAAAAUCAUAAAAAAAAAAAAAUCAGAAUGUUUGGAGCAUGUUUAUACCUUGUGCCCACAGCUUAAAUUUAGCGUGUAUGGACAUUGUCUGUUUCCGCUAACUAAAAAACACACAUCUGUAUAUAAAGUCUUUGUUUAGCAAAAUUUCACACCUAUUUAAUGAUACAGUACUGUAGAUAUUAAGCAACAUAGUGUUUUAAUUAAUUACUGUACAGUAUUUAAAAAUAUAAUACAGGUACAUCAUUAUUUGUAACACUUGAUUUUUAUGUAAAAUGGGAAAACCAGAGCUUCAAAGGUUUUAUUUUGUAAAUAAACUUCUUAAGAUUAUUAAUAAAGGGAAACAUCCACUCACUUGUGAUCAUUCAUAUAUAGAUACUGACAGUCUUGAUUACUCUGAGAAGUUAAAAACACAAAAUUAAUGGAAAAUUAUUUGAAUUUGGGGGGCAAAAAAUAUGCCUAAAAGAUUCUUGACACUACCACUCAAUAGUCAACAUUCCUCUGACACUUCCAUUCAAUAGUCAACAUUCCUAAGUCAGAUGCUAAAAUACGAUUUUUAAUAACUAAAUUCAUAAUUCACUGUAAUAUAAGGUAUGUCACACUUUUUGUGCAGAAUGGUAAUCACAUUGCCAUUGUAUCACCAUCAAUACUUUACAGCCAUUUUCCAUGCUUGCAUGGGUUCGCUGCAGUUAUAUGAUGGCAGCUUUACUGCCUUUCCGGUUGCCAUCAGUCUUACUGAAACAAAGCUUUACAGCUGGAUACCCACCCACAGGAUGGAAACUGCAGCUGAACUUAACUGUACCAUAAUAAAUAACUCAAAUGGAAAGAAA